Molecule: messenger RNA, 3063 nt
Organism: Eurytemora carolleeae
Lineage: Eukaryota; Metazoa; Arthropoda; Copepoda; Calanoida; Temoridae
Product: ATP-dependent DNA helicase Q5
Exons: 13
Coding region: 139-2958 (939 amino acids)
Biological process (GO): double-strand break repair via homologous recombination
Cellular component (GO): chromosome; cytoplasm
Molecular function (GO): ATP binding; nucleic acid binding; four-way junction helicase activity
Source: RefSeq, a predicted model, not a curated record
GAGAAGAACAAGAAGAAGAAGAAAAAAGAAAAGGCGUUGCAACGCGCCAUCUUGUCUCUCUGAGUUAAAUAAAUAUUUAAAUUUACAUAUUCUAUUUUUUAUUUCAGAAAUGAAAUGAGUUAACAUGAACUCACAAAGAUGGUGAAAAUAUCGGAUAGCCAUCUGCUGGAGCAGCUGAACCUGUUCUUCAAGCACCCUGAUUUCCGUAGUAAGGAGCAGAAGGAAGCUGUUCAUUGUGUAGCUGAAUCAAAACAGGAUGCAUAUGUUUCAAUGCCAACAGGAAGCGGUAAAUCUCUGGUCUACCAGCUACCCGCCGUUAUGGCGGAGAGCAAGGUGACCAUCGUCGUAUCGCCGCUGAUAGCGUUGAUCAAGGAUCAGAUAGAACACCUGCAGAAACUGAAGAUUGUUGCAGAGUCUAUUAACUCUAAGAUGGGAGAGAAGGAUAGGAGAAGAGUUCUUGAUGAUUUGAACUGCAAGAAACCAAGAACGAAACUGUUGUAUGUAACUCCUGAGCAAUGUGCUACCAACACCUUCCGUUCCCUGCUGGAAAGACUUGUCAAAUUUGAUAAACUCGCACAUUUUGUUGUCGACGAGGCGCAUUGUGUUUCUCAGUGGGGUCACGAUUUCAGACCUGAUUAUCUGAAACUGGGUCAGCUGCGUAAGAUGACCGGAAAGGCCAGCUGGGUAGCUCUUACUGCCACUGCAUCUGAUAAGGUGGUUGAGGAUAUCAUAUCCAUCCUGAAGAUGAGAAAAGGAGUAAAGAAGUUUAAGAUCCCUUGCUUUCGGAUGAAUUUAUUCUACGAUAUCCGGUUCAAAGAUUCAUUAGAUAAUGAGUUUGAGGAUUUGAAGGUGUUUGUGAACAAGUGUUUAGGACAGGGCUGGGAGAAGGAUCGAAACCCAGGGGGUGGAGUAGGGAUUAUAUACUGCAGAACACGGGAUGGAACAGAGGUCCUGGCUGAUCAACUAUCUAAACGUGGAAUACCGUGUAAAGCUUACCACGCUGGUCUAAAGUCUGGAGACCGGAGCCAGGUUCAAGAGGACUGGAUGGAUGGGAAGGUUCCUGUUAUCACCGCAACAAUAUCUUUCGGGAUGGGAGUAGACAAAGCAACCGUCAGGUUUGUUGUUCACUGGAGUAUGCCACAGGCUGUAGCAUCCUAUUACCAGGAGAGUGGAAGGGCGGGUAGGGAUGGAAAACCUGCCAAUGCUAGGAUCUACUACAGUGCUCGGGAGAGGGAUACUACGGCAUUCUUGAUCAAGAAGGAGAUAGGGACCGCCAAAACAGAGUCAAGGAAAAAGAAGAUGGAGGCCGGUAUGAAGAGCUUCGAGCUUAUGGUGAAAUACUGCGAGACAGUAAACUGUCGACAUGCUGUUUUCAGUCGAUACUUUGGCGACUCCCUGCCUCAAUGUGUCGACAAGUGCGACGUGUGCAAGAACCCAAAAGAGGUGCAACAAGCCGUUGAAUCCUUCCUGAACAGUGCUAUGUUUAAGAAAGGGUUUAUCUCUGGACCUAUUCAACUAGGAGACUCCUCAUCUCUCUACGGAGAAGGACGGGUUGGACAGAAACGCCUGGCGGAAGGGUAUGGAGGAGAUGAUGGAGAAGAUGAUACUGAAGGAAGAGAGGAGAGAGCCAAGAAGGAACUACGUUCUGUAAUCAAGAAACAAUUUAAACUACGGAAGGCUAGUGACAAGGAUGAGGUGAAUAAAGAAGAAGAUAUUGCAACUAUGUAUGCUAAGGUAAAAGCAGCCGAGUUUACAACAAAUAAGAUUGCUGGUUUAGAUGUGAAGACAAGAGAGGAUUAUAUGAGUUUAGUGGAAUCUUCUCUAGCUGAAAACUACAGAGCAAGCAAAGGUUUUAGUAAUAUAGAACUGCAGAACCAUGAUAUCCUGCAGGCUGCUAUACAGGCAGAAUACCAGAUAUUCACCGCAAACAAGGUUGUCACCAUGUAUAGGAAACGAAUGGCAACCCUCAUAACAUCCAUCAAAUCUGAUUCUAAAAAGCUGGAUAUCUCCGAGAUCCUUGUCAACUACAAGCCCGAGGUUGUUGAUAAGAAGAGUUUACUAGAUUUAGCCAAACAGGUUGGGACGGAGAAGAAGAUUGAAACUCCGGUUAAACCCAGGGGUUCAGGAUUCAGAAUUAAGAGAGAAGAAAAUACUCAGAAAAGUUUGCACGAUUAUUUUACUCCGGUUUCUACCCCUGGAAAGGAGGAGAGAAAUGGAGAAAAGAAGUCACCAAGUCCAACAUUUGAUUUAAUGAUAGAUCUUGAAGAUGAAGAUGAUGAAAUAGAAGAGUUUGAGGAUCGAGAGAUCAAUGAGGAAGAUGAUCUAAACGAUGAUAAUGAACCAGAGAAAGAGGAAUUAGUAAAAAGUCCUGAAUCACAACCGUCAACGAGUAAACGUAUGAAGAAUUAUCACAUGAAUGAAAAAUUUGAAUCCCCUGGAAGAGAAAACCCCGUUUUUGAUACGGAAUAUAAAGAAACUAGUGAGAACGAGACUGUUAACAAGAUUCAAGAGAAGAUUGAUAAACUGAGCAGAGAGAUGAAGGAAGGAAUGGAUCAGAUAGCUUACGUUCAAAGUUUAAAAGAAAAGAAAAGUUUGUCUAAGCUAAAGACCGAGGUUGGUUCCAUUUCUCCAACUCCAAACGUUGGCCACAAACCCUCUCCAGCAAAGCGCAAUUCUAAAACUUUGAAUGAAAAAGAAAUGAAGAAACUAAAAUUGAAGAUUGCUGAUGAGUUCAUUCAGACGUUGGUUCCUUUUAAGAAAUCCGGCAUGAUUGAUUCCAAACCGGUUUUUAAGAUAUUGGCGCGGGAGUUGACCCAUCGUGUUCUAAAGCUAGGCAGAUCUGCAGAGAAGGUUAGCGUCAAAUCAGUCACAGAGAAAUUCUUUCAGAAACACCCCGUCAUUCACUCAGAAGAGGAGGCGAAACAAUUCGUUAAAGUUUUUAAGAUAAAUAAAAAUUAAUUCUCAUGUGAUAAAUGAUAAUCAUAUUGUGAUUCAUCUUAACAAUGCUAAAUUUAUUAAUAUGAAGUUCUGUUUUACUUAAAUAUAAUCUACACUGUGCUCUAA